This is a messenger RNA of Mycena citricolor, 256 nucleotides long. The record is from the annotation of a GenBank genome assembly. NCBI's taxonomy places the organism in Eukaryota, Fungi, Basidiomycota, Agaricomycetes, Agaricales, Mycenaceae.
AGACUAGCCUCGACGACGACACUGCCUCAACCGGCACUCAACCGAACUGGGUUGCAUACGAAUCACUGGAAUCGAGAGAACCGAGAGACUGGUUGCAAUUUAUCUCCUUUGGCAGAAACGAACGAUACUCUUUCCCAGUGGUUGGGCUGUUUCAAUGAAUGUAUACAGUUCGUUGUAGUCUUCAGAUGGAGUUUAUCGAGUGAUCCUUACGUCUCGGCAAGAGAUUGGCUACCAAAUCGGAUCUGUUGAAAGCCAG